AUGUGCCCCGUCCUAGACGCCCUCUUCAAAUGGGGCCUCUUCACCGUAACCUUCCUGCAGCGCGCCUCCUCUACUUCCUCCCCCGCCUUGGAAUAUCUCUCCGUCAGAGUCAAAUGCUUCGACUCCGCCAUGUCCUUCGACUCCCUUGCAGUCGCCCUCCAGGGCCAAGACGCCGCCAUCGCCUGCUUCCCGCCCAAAGAGGCCUCGCAGCACCUGCGUCUGUGCGACGCGGCCGCGGCCGCGGAAGUGCAGCGCUUUAUCCCCGCCGACUACGGCAGUUGUUACUCGUCGAGUGCGCAGGCGCAGGAAUUGGACUUGCAUUUCCUGAAUAAAACGAAGCCGUUCUCAUAUACGAGCCUUGUUGCUGGGAAUUUCUUCGAUUGGGGGCUGAGGGAGAAUUUCUUGCACUUUGAUUUGAAGGCUUGGGAGGUAUAUGUGCUGGACGACGGCACGUAUCGUAGCUCGACAUCGACUCAGUUGGAGGUGCUGGCUUCGCUGAAGAAGGCGACGGGGACGAACUGGGAGGCGAACUGGGUUAAGUCGGAGGAUUUCAUUAGGGACAAUAAGGCCAAGGCCGACAGAGACGACAAGGAGGCCGUGGAGCAUGUGGUAUUUGCGUUCGGGGCGAUUGAUGGGGAUUGGGAGAAGAAGGAGGGGUUUGCGAUGGAGUUUUUGGGGAUAGAGGAGGAGAGGUUUGAUGAGGUCGUCAAGGAGGUGUCGUAGAUGGCGCUCGACGGCGCUUGUUGGCACGAUGAGUAUUGGUCACGAUAUUAUGAAAUUCUGCGAAUCAUGCACGUUGCAUUAGAAACAAAUUGACCUCCUGAAAGGAUGCUCUUUACACAGCGCAAGAUCAAGAUGAUGAGGUUUGGUGGGCAUACGUGGUUAUAGACAUGAAAAUACACAAUUACUUCAG
Molecule: messenger RNA, 913 nt
Organism: Pseudomassariella vexata
Lineage: Eukaryota; Fungi; Ascomycota; Sordariomycetes; Amphisphaeriales; Pseudomassariaceae
Exons: 4
Coding region: 1-723 (240 amino acids)
Source: RefSeq, a predicted model, not a curated record